Messenger RNA from Saccostrea cuccullata (small rock oyster), 1308 nucleotides. RefSeq names its product putative mediator of RNA polymerase II transcription subunit 26. The record is from RefSeq and is a predicted model, not a curated record. Bases 1 to 1308 code for a protein of 435 amino acids. NCBI's taxonomy places the organism in Eukaryota, Metazoa, Mollusca, Bivalvia, Ostreida, Ostreidae. The transcript has 3 exons.
AUGUAUACACAACAGUCUAGGAAACAACAGCGUAUACAGCAACAGCCUAGGAAGCAACAACGUAUACAGCAACAGCCUAGGAAGCAACAACGUAUACAGCAACAGCCUAGGAAGCAACAACGUAUACAGCAACAGUCUAAGGGAAAGUCAGGAAACAACAACGUAUACAGCAACAGUCUACAGCAACAGAGGACACAACAACGUAUACAGCAACAGUCUAGGAAACAACAAGUAACGUCGCAACAGCCUAGGAGCACGGACAAGCAAGCAUUAGGCAACAGCCUUCAACAACGUAUACAGCAACAGUCUAGGAAACAACAACGUAUACAGCAACAGUCUAGGAAACAACAACGUAUACAGCAACAGUCUAGGAAACAACAACGUAUACAGCAACAGUCUAGGAAACAACAACGUAUACAGCAACAGUCUAGGAAACAACAACGUAUACAGCAACAGUCUAGGAAACAACAACCAACAGCUAGGAAACAACAACGUAUACAGCAACAGUCUAGGAAACAACAACGUAUACAGCAACAGUCUAGGAAACAACAACGUAUACAGCAACAGUCUAGGAAACAACAACGAAUACAGCAACAGACUAGGAACCAACAACGUAUACAGCAACAGGCUAGGAAACAACAACGUAUACAGCAACAGCCUAGGAAGCAACAACGUAUACAGCAACAGCCUAGGAAACAACAACGUAUACAGCAACAGUCUAGGAAAGCAACUACGUAUACAGCAACACAACAGUCUAGGAAACAACAACGUAUACAGCAACAGUCUAGGAACCAUCAACGUAUACAGCUACAGUCUAGGAAACAACAACGUAUACAGCAACAGUCUAGGAAACAACAACGUAUACAGCAACAGUCUAGGAAACAACAACGUAUACAGCAACAGUCUAGGAACAACAACGUAUACAGCAACAGUCUAGGAAGCAACAACGUAUACAGCAACAGUCUAGGAAACAACAACGUAUACAGCAACAGUCUAGGAAACAACAACGUAUACAGCAACAGUCUAGGAAACAACAACGUAUACAGCAACAGCCUAGGAAAACAACAACGUAUACAGCAACAGCCUAGGAAACAACCACGUAUACAGCAACAGUCUAGGAAGCAACAACGUAUACAGCAACAGUCUAGGAAACAACAACGUAUACAGCAACAGCCUAGGAAACAACAACGUAUACAGCAACAGCCUAGGAAGCAACAGAUCAUAUUACUGCCAGCAGUUAAGACGGAGAGGAAACAACAAGUAUACAACAACAGUCUAAGGAAACAACAACGUAUACAGCAAGUCUAG